GUUUAAAGUAAAUUCUGCCACCGGAUUGUUUCGCUGUGUGUACUUAGUUGUCUCUUCAUUUAUCGUCGUGGAAUCGCAUACAAAGUUGAUAUAUUAAUUUUUUCAAUUUUGCUUGUUGUCUUUAUUGUUUAUUUUCGGAUCAUUGAGUCCUAUCGAAUGCUGUUAGACAGGUAUUAAAGUGUUAAUACUGUCUAGAUUUGUCUUUCUACUGCUAUCUUAAUUAUGUCCUUGAGUUUAAGUUAUAACUUGGUAGUAUGCUGACGGAAGAUAUUGUCUAUUAACUCAAAAUAAUUUAAAUUUUUUUUUUUGUGACAAUAUCAAUUUUUCACCAAAAUGGGCUUAACAUUAUCAAGUGUUUUGGCACGUCUAUAUGGAAAGAAGCAAAUGAGAAUUCUUAUGGUUGGAUUGGAUGCUGCUGGAAAAACAACCAUUUUAUAUAAAUUUAAGUUAGGUGAAAUAGUUACUACAAUUCCUACCAUAGGCUUCAAUGUUGAAACUGUUGAAUACAAAAAUAUUUGCUUCACAGUUUGGGAUGUUGGUGGACAAGAUAAAAUAAGACCGCUAUGGAGACAUUACUUUCAGAACACGCAAGGAUUAAUAUUUGUUGUUGACUCCAAUGAUCGGGAAAGAAUUCAAGAAGCAGAAAGAGAACUUCAAAACAUGUUGCAGGAAGAUGAACUUCGAGAUGCAGUUUUGCUUGUUUAUGCUAAUAAACAAGAUCUUCCCAAUGCAAUGAACCCAUCAGAACUCACCGAUAAGUUGGGUUUGAAGCAGCUUAGAAAUCGUCAAUGGUUCAUUCAAGCUUCAUGUGCUACUCAAGGACAUGGUCUAACCGAAGGUUUAGAUUGGCUUUCGAAUGAGCUGGCAAAGAGAUCUUAAAAGCCAAAUAAAAAAUAAGUACUGAUCUUAAGAGAAGAUUUUGAAGUUGAAACAUUUUAAAUUUCACCUAUGUAAAGUCAAAAGUGUGUAGUGACAAAGUUAGUCAAGAAACUUGGUUAAAAGAAGGAUUGACAUUCCAACUAUCAAUAUCCAAAGCAUAUGAUUAAGUAUUACAAAUAAAAUGUAAGAUUUGGUACUGAUAUUUUGGUAAUUAACAAACUAAUGGUUUAUUGGUAAUUAACCAUAUUUUCAAUAAAACUAAUAUACAAAGUUCUUUAUAUGAAUUUUUGUCAUUUUACAGUUAACUUAUAUAUUUGCCUUCAGCUUUGUAUGAUUAUGCAUGAAUUUGUAUUUUGUUUCCUCUUUUAAGUAACUGAUUGUUAUUGGUUUACAUUUCCAUAUGUCAACCGAGUUUAUCAUGAUUUUAUUGUUAGUAUACUUCAUUCCUUCUUUGUGUGGAUUUUAUUAUUAGGGAAGUGACUGAUAAUAUUUGCAUCAAACUUUUUCAUUACGAUUCAUUUUCUCUAAAAAUGAAUUAAUAUGGCAUACAAUUGCAUUUGAGUACUAUUUGUAUGUAUUAUAAAUACUUAAAUUAUAUGGAGAUAUAUAUUAGUCCAGCUAUAGUGUUAUGUAUGUGUUUACACUAAUAAAAUACUUAUAUAUGUAUAUAGUAUUACUUCAUAGCCUCAUAAUAAUGGUUUCUCCUGCAUACUAUAGUGAGUCAUUUCGAAAAAUUAAGUGUUCAGUAGAUCAAUCAAUCAAUUUUGAAUAUUUAAUGUUCAGAAUAGCUAUUCUCUUUUUUAAAAUUAAUAUUCUCAUGUAAAUGCCUUGUAUGAAUUUAACCCUAUUGUAUUUUGU
This is a messenger RNA of Nezara viridula (southern green stink bug), 1737 nucleotides long. NCBI's taxonomy places the organism in Eukaryota, Metazoa, Arthropoda, Insecta, Hemiptera, Pentatomidae. The record is from the annotation of a GenBank genome assembly.